Messenger RNA from Sugiyamaella lignohabitans, 966 nucleotides. It is a transcript of the gene GAS3, whose product is annotated as Gas3p. Gene Ontology annotation, cellular component: cytoplasm; fungal-type cell wall. Lineage: Eukaryota; Fungi; Ascomycota; Dipodascomycetes; Dipodascales; Trichomonascaceae. The record is from RefSeq and is a predicted model, not a curated record. Bases 1 to 966 code for a protein of 321 amino acids. Gene Ontology annotation, biological process: fungal-type cell wall (1->3)-beta-D-glucan biosynthetic process. The transcript has a single exon.
AUGGUCAAAGCUUUUUCCCUAUUUGGUCUUUCAGUUGCUGUCCUCGCCAGUACCGUGUCUGGGUUAAUUCCUAUUACCAUCAAGGGCUCAAGAUUUGUUAGGCCAGGUACGCAAGCAUCCGAUGCUGGUCAGGAAUUUAUUAUCCUUGGAGUCGACUACCAACCUGGUGGCUCAUCCUCGUUUGACCCCUCGGGAAGCUCCGAUGUCUUAACAGAUCAAGAUGCUUGUCUUCGUGACGCCUUCGUCCUGCAGCAGCUGGGUGUCAACACUAUUCGUGUUUAUUCCGUUAACCCCUGGCUCAACCACGACGCUUGCAUGUCUGUAUUUAAUGCUGCCGGCAUUUAUGUUGUUUUAGACGUUAACAACCCUUACCAGUCACUCAGCAGAAGUGAUCCAAAUAGCACUUAUAACGAGGGUUAUCUUAACAACGUCUUCGGUGUUAUCGAUGCCUUCAAAGGUUAUCCUAAUGUUCUUGGUUUCUUUUCUGGUAACGAAGUUGUUAAUGAUAAAGGCUCUGCUGAAGCCACUCCUCAAUAUAUUCGUGCUGUCCAGAGAGAUAUGAAGCAAUAUAUCAGUUUGCACGCAGAUCGUCCUAUCCCUGUGGGGUACUCUUCUACAGAUGAUAUUGCUUUGAGAUUAGCCACCUGGCAAUAUUUACAGUGUGGCAAUGAUACGUCUAAGUCUGAUUUUUACGGUCUGAAUUCCUAUGAAUGGUGUUCAGGACAGAACGAUUGGCAGUCCAGUGGAUACGGAACUCUUGAGUCUUCUUUUAAUGAUACUAGUAUUCCUGUUUUUCUUUCCGAGUAUGGCUGUAAUACGGUUUCCCCUCGUACGUUUACUGAGGUCAAUGAGGGUAUUUACGCUGAACUUGAAAAUGUUUCUCUGGCGGUUUGGUUUAUGAAUAUUCUCAGGAAGUAUCCAACUAUGGACUUGUCACCAUUGAUGAUAAUGGCGAUGUUACUUUGA